Messenger RNA from Acanthopagrus latus (yellowfin seabream), 1085 nucleotides. Its product is annotated as iron-sulfur cluster assembly scaffold protein IscU-like. Lineage: Eukaryota; Metazoa; Chordata; Actinopteri; Spariformes; Sparidae. The transcript has 5 exons. Gene Ontology annotation, cellular component: mitochondrial matrix; cytoplasm. Gene Ontology annotation, molecular function: 2 iron, 2 sulfur cluster binding; ferrous iron binding. The record is from RefSeq and is a predicted model, not a curated record. The coding region runs from base 57 to 554 and encodes 165 amino acids. Gene Ontology annotation, biological process: intracellular iron ion homeostasis; iron-sulfur cluster assembly.
UCGAGGCUUCGAGCUGCUCUCCUCUUUGAAACUGCGCCACUCUCGUUUCUGUCAACAUGGCGGGUACAGUGGCUAACAAGUGUCUGAGUCCUCUGGCUUUCCUCACCAGGACCCUGUCUGCUCCGGAGUUCAUCACCCAGUGCUGCUACCACAAGAAGGUGGUUGAUCAUUAUGAGAACCCAAGAAAUGUGGGCACUUUGGACAAACAGUCCAAGAAUGUGGGGACCGGCUUGGUGGGUGCUCCAGCCUGUGGAGAUGUGAUGAAGCUCCAGAUUGAGGUGGACGACCAGGGGAAGAUUGUGGAUGCCAGAUUCAAAACUUUUGGCUGUGGCUCUGCUAUUGCCUCUAGCUCUCUGGCCACCGAGUGGGUGAAGGGCAAAUCUGUGGAUGAAGCUUUGAUGAUAAAGAACACUGACAUUGCCAAAGAGCUCUGUCUUCCCCCAGUUAAACUUCACUGCUCUAUGCUGGCAGAGGACGCCAUCAAGGCUGCCCUGGCUGAUUAUCGCCUCAAGCAGGAGGACGUCCAGCAGGAGGCAGUCAGGGCCAGCAAUUAAACAGGGCACGCUCCCUCCGAGUUCGGCACCACUGUUUGCUUCCUGCUGUCAAGAAGAGAAGUAGCAGUAGUCCAUUUCCAGCACCUCACUGUCGUCCUGCAGUAUUGAUGGGGCACACCUAAUGAAGUUGAUGACCACGUACACCAUCGUCAACCCUCUGUAGCAGUGUGACACCGGGCUCUCUGUGUUAGUCUGUGCUCCUCUAACCUUCUAUACUGAACCUUUAGCCUGUCACGUAAACGCACAAUGUAAGCACUGUUUGGGCUGUUGGUACAGAGCUGAGCCUUAUUUUCGAGAUGUGUUAUAUUUUAAGAUUUUGUGCUUGAGGAGUGUUGAUCUGAAUGGUGUGAUGGGGAUUAAAGCUAAAAGCUGUUAAAGUAACCUGUCUGCACCCUAAAGCACUGACCUUUUGAUAUGCAAGUAAGCAAAGUGGCUUGAAACAAUGGAAGGGUCCACUGAUUUGAAGGGUAAUUCAUAAUUAUUUAGUAAUGCUUCCUUGACUAUCCGCAAUAAAAGUAUUGUGAACCUUAA